Messenger RNA from Verticillium dahliae VdLs.17, 855 nucleotides. RefSeq lists its product as uncharacterized. Bases 1 to 855 code for a protein of 284 amino acids. The record is from RefSeq and is a predicted model, not a curated record. NCBI's taxonomy places the organism in Eukaryota, Fungi, Ascomycota, Sordariomycetes, Glomerellales, Plectosphaerellaceae. The transcript has a single exon.
AUGAUCGAUCGAUUUGGCGCCGAUGCUAGCGCUCGCGGCUCGGGGCCUGCCGGGGCAAUUGGCGACAAGCUAUCAACGACAUGGCCAACCGUUUCUACUCCACGACUCCAAGAGCCGCAGGAACCACACAUGAAUCCUGGGGACAGCGCUAGCGGCAACCUACCACGGCAACUCACAGACUAUGCUUCUCAGGCCACUGACUCGAGCCUCGAGACGGCAUUAUUUCCAUUUCACGUGUUCCUCUACGGGCCCCUGAUGGACACAGAUGUGCUGCAAGCUGUUGUCGGCAUCGCGCGCAGGCCGACGCUCCACCCUGGGUACAUUCGAGGAUGGCGGGUACGGAUGUACGGUACGCACCCUGCAAUCGUACCGCAGAUGACGCUUGGACGAGGAGGGGACGUUGUGGUGGCUGGCAUGGUGUGGGAGUGCCGUUCGCCGAAACAGCUCGCGCGGCUGCAGGAGUACGAGACGGAAGCUUACAUAUUGUGUUCCUGCGAGGUAAUUUUGAAAGGCGAAGGGACGGCACUGAAGAACAGCGAAGUGUUCUGCUGGGCCGGCCAUGCAGACAGUGAGGAGUUGACGGAUGGGUGGUUCGACCUGGGUUGGUAUAGGGGAGCACAUGAAGCCUGCGUUUGUGUGCGAUUAGACACAUGCGACAUGUCGACCACACGUGGCCGAGCCAUGGAUUUGCCAGGCUUUGGAUGGCCUCUUGACCGAUAUGACGUCCGGGAGACAAGUAAUGCAACCUGCUCGAUGCGAUGCGGAUCUCCUACUCUUCGAGGCUGUGACGGCCUCACAUUCAUAGCUGUGUUAGUAGGAAGGCUAAAACUGGUUCCAUUUGAAAACCGUCAUUGA